CACUUCCCCCAUCACUUUUUAAAAUCUUUCCGCCACUGUUCGCUUUCGCUCACUUUAGGUUUUCUCUCUCAGCGGAACACAGCCGAGGCCCUCAGAUUCACCUCGACCUACUGUUGCUCCAUCCCCUCCCCCACAGCAAAUAUCAGGUCAUCAUGUCCCGAAAGGUGGUCCGGUCCAGUAAAUUCCGCCACGUCUUCGGCCAGGGGGUGAAGGCAGACCAGUGCUAUGACGACAUCAGGAUCUCCCAGAUGACCUGGGACAGCAACUUCUGCACUGUCAACCCCAAGUUUGUGGCCAUGAUAGUGGAUGCCAGUGGUGGAGGAGCAUUCAUUGUGCUUCCACUGACCAAGUCUGGCCGCAUUGACAUGUCCUACCCCACUGUAUGUGGCCAUACUGGACCUGUCCUGGAUAUUGAGUGGUGUCCACACAAUGACAACAUCAUUGCCAGUGGCUCCGAGGACUGCAGUGUCAUGAUCUGGGAGAUGCCUGACGGUGGCCUGGUCUCGCCCCUGACAACACCGCUGGUGAAACUGGAGGGCCAUUCCAAGCGUGUUGGCAUCCUCAGCUGGCACCCCACAGCCCACAAUGUGCUGAUGAGUGCAGGCUGUGAUAACGUGGUGAUCCUGUGGAACGUGGCCCGCGGGGAGGCAGUGGUGAGGAUGGACACCCAGCACACUGACCUCAUCUACAGCGUCUGCUGGAACAGGGAUGGCACACAGAUCCUCACCUCCUGCAAGGACAAGACGCUGCGCUUGCUCGACCCGCGCAAGGGCACCGUCAUCACCGAGAAGGAGAAGCCGCAUGAGGGCUCGAGGCCAGUCAGGGCUGUGUUUGUGAACGACGGGAAGAUCCUAACCACUGGCUUCAGCAAAAUGAGCGAAAGACAAGUGGCUCUCUGGGACCCAAGUAAUUUCUCGGAAGCCCUCACCCUUCAGGAGCUCGACACGAGCAGUGGAGUGCUGCUGCCUUUCUUUGAUCCCGACACCGGCAUUGUGUAUCUGUGUGGAAAGGGGGACAGUAGCAUCCGCUACUUCGAGGUGACCGACGAGGCCCCCUACGUCCACUACCUGUCCAUGUACACCAGCAAGGAGAGUCAGAAGGGCAUGGGCUACAUGCCCAAACGAGGUCUCGAAGUCAACAAAUGCGAGAUUGCCAGAUUCUAUAAACUUCAUGAGAGGAAAUGUGAGCCCGUCGUUAUGACUGUCCCCCGUAAGUCUGACUUGUUCCAAGAGGAUCUGUUUCCCGACACCAUUGGUCCAGAGCCCUCUGUGGAAGCCGAUGAUUGGUUUAAUGGCAAAGAUGGCCAACCAAUCUUGAUCUCCUUGAAGGAUGGGUAUGUGGCCAGCAAGCCCAAAGAGUUCAAAGUGAUCAAGAGCCUGUUGGCCACCACAGCUUCCACCUCCCCCCAUUCCCAGGGCGACAACUCGGGACUUCAGGCCCUGCAGGCCGAGAUGAAAGAGAUGAAAGCCACGAUUGAAGAGCUCACCAAACGAGUGAGCGAAUUAGAGAGCAAAGACUAAAGCCAAGGAGAAAGAAUAGGGGUGUAUAAUUGGAGCCAAUGGGGCAGGGGCAAGGGAGGGAACAGGACGUAGAACAGAGGAAGAGAAUAAUCAUGUGAAGCGAUUUGAUAAAAUGAAGGUUACAGAUGUUUAAAUAGAAUAUUGAGGCUUGAAUGCAGAGUGCGAUGUAGGGAGAGAUGGAAGUGCUCCGUGUGCAAUCAGCUCUUUUGUUUUUUCUAAUAUAUGCUUUACAUCAAAAUAAAUGUUGUGACUAUUUUGGAA
Messenger RNA from Clupea harengus (Atlantic herring), 1781 nucleotides. RefSeq names its product coronin 1A (gene coro1a). Gene Ontology annotation, molecular function: actin filament binding. NCBI's taxonomy places the organism in Eukaryota, Metazoa, Chordata, Actinopteri, Clupeiformes, Clupeidae. The record is from RefSeq and is a predicted model, not a curated record. Gene Ontology annotation, biological process: actin filament organization; cell migration.